This is a messenger RNA of Toxorhynchites rutilus septentrionalis, 1242 nucleotides long. RefSeq lists its product as uncharacterized. The transcript has 3 exons. The coding region runs from base 680 to 1009 and encodes 109 amino acids. The record is from RefSeq and is a predicted model, not a curated record. Lineage: Eukaryota; Metazoa; Arthropoda; Insecta; Diptera; Culicidae.
UGGCGCGUAAUUUUUCAGUCUUGUCCCAGACGAUCAACGACUCAGUUCAGCAGAACAAUUCCGAGGAUAACUAGAUCCAAGUGCCGCACCGAGACACUAGUGGCGUGACAAGAUAAUAACAAUUCCCCGUUAAUUCGACGAAGAAAGUGCAUUGUUUUACUUGUGGAGUGGCGUGCUAAUUGCGCCCAUCUGGUUGGUCGGCAGGUUGGCCCUCGGUGUCUGAUCUCGUGAUCGUGUAAUCACUCUAUCGGUGAUCGGGGUGAGAAACGCGCGUGAGGACAUCGGAGUGAUUUUCUUCCGCGAUUAGCGUCUCGUAUCGGCGAACAAACCGGAGAAAUCCAGUGCACCAAAUUAACGGCGUUACGUUCGCAACAAUUCAAGUGGCGGAUCGAUUGGAUCGAUCGAUCGAGGGGGUUGGGUCGUUACGAAGGUGUUGUGAUUGUUGAUGGUGAAAAUCUGAGCGAGGCGGACAUACCACGACUACUAUUAAUAGAACUCGCCCAUCGGGUGGAAAAACGACGCUUUUUUCGUAACUUUGCAUUCGGAUCGAAACCGUUGUGCUAUGCGACAUUGGAUUAUUUUUGGGUUAGUGAUUGUUUACUAACAUAAGUUCGACCCGCAGUCGUUUUUUGGGUUCAUCCGUGACCGUAAACAGUAUACAGUAAACAGUGGGAACGUUAUGGAGAACGAGCCUUGUGCCUACAGCGCUCAGUUGGUUAAGGAGAAUGAAGUUCCUAUGGUGUCGAUGGAUGGCGAAGCUCACCCGGAAAUCACGCUGGCUGCGAUCGGACUGGGAAUAGUAGCCGCGAGUCUCAUCCUCAUCACUCUGAUAGUUUUCGUUACUCGAAGAAAAAGACAACUGUUUGAAAACAUGGAAAACGGCGCCAGACAGCUGUCCGCGGCCAAACCAAGCGGUCCAGAGGUGAUCACGAUUUCCCAGCAGGUCGACUCCCGAAGCAGUAGAGGAUCACAGGUUACUAUCUGUACGGACGUGAUCACCGAAAUAUGAUCUGAAGGAUGUGUGAGGAUGAAUGUGAAUGUAUUUGAGCGCACGCGAGAGAGUAUUCGGAGAACGAAGUCUGAGACUAAAGUUAUUAGGAGUAGUACGAGAGGGUGUUUCUUUUAAGUCCUAUAUAAAGUUCAGCGAACAUUCAGUGCUUAGCAUUUAGGUAGACCAUUCGUCUGUAUAUAGAAUAUAUUUUUUGCGGGCAAAUAUUUUGUUUUUAAAAAACAGUAUACGAU